This is a messenger RNA of Malaclemys terrapin pileata, 15168 nucleotides long. RefSeq names its product deleted in malignant brain tumors 1 (gene DMBT1). Lineage: Eukaryota; Metazoa; Chordata; Testudines; Emydidae. Gene Ontology annotation, cellular component: membrane. The record is from RefSeq and is a predicted model, not a curated record.
CCGUUCCUCAGGAGCCCUCACAAGAUGGGUGCCACAAUGAUCUUCAUUUGGAUGUUCCUGACAAUUUCUGGAUCUCUGCAGACUACCACAGAGAGCACUACAUCCACUUAUGAAACUACUACAACCAUUCCUGAGACCACUACAACUACGACGCUAGAGCCAACAACCACUUUUCAAACAAUGGGUGAUGAUCUGGUGCUAGGACUUGCAAAUGGGCCAAACCGCUGUGCAGGUCGUGUUGAAAUCCUUCACUUUGGAGGCUGGGUAAAAGUUUGUGGUGAUUUGUGGGACAUGAACGACGCACGAGUUGUGUGCAGGCAACUGGGCUGUGGCGAGCCUGUUGCUGCUCUGAGAAAUAGCUAUUUUGGUGAAGGCUGGACAAGUCCUUGGAUGACUAAUGUGAGCUGUACUGGCUCUGAAGACGUUUUGUGGUCUUGCCCUUAUGAAUAUGCACACUAUUCAUGUGGUGUUUAUGGAGAUGCUAGCGUCAUAUGUGCAGGUUCUGGACUAACAGCGCCUCCAGAAACAGAGAGCACUACAUCCACUUAUGAAACUACUACAACCACUCCUGAGACCACUACAACUACGACGCCAGAGCCAACCACCACUUUUGAAACUAUGGGUGAUGAUCUGGUGCUAGGACUUGCAAAUGGGCCAAACCGCUGUGCAGGUCGUGUUGAAAUCCUUCACUUUGGAGGCUGGGUAAAAGUUUGUGGUGAUUUGUGGGACAUGAACGACGCACGAGUUGUGUGCAGGCAACUGGGCUGUGGCGAGCCUGUUGCUGCUCUGAGAAAUAGCUAUUUUGGUGAAGGCUGGACAAGUCCUUGGAUGACUAAUGUGAGCUGUACUGGCUCUGAAGACGUUUUGUGGUCUUGCCCUUAUGAAUAUGCACACUAUUCAUGUGGUGUUUAUGGAGAUGCUGGUGUCAUAUGUUCAGAUUCUGGAAUGACCCCACCUACAGAAACAGCAAGCACUCUGUUUCCUCCAGUGAGAACCACACCAAGUGGGCUGGCAUUGAGACUGGUCAAUUCAUUGAGCAGAUGUGAAGGUCGUGUUGAAGUCUAUUACGCAGGAUCCUGGGGGACAGUGUGCGAUGAUUCUUGGGAUCUCAAUGACGCAAAUGUUGUGUGCAGGCAGCUUGGAUGUGGAUAUGGUGUUGCAGCAAAGACCAAUGCCUAUUAUGGUCAAGGCUCAGGAAAUAUUGUUCUGGAUGACGUGAGUUGCAGAGGAUGGGAAUACAGUCUAUGGGACUGUCCUCAUUCAGGGUGGCUCUCUCAUAACUGUGGUCAUUCUGAAGAUGCUGGUGUCAUUUGCUCAGCAGCUGCUGGAUAUACAACAUCUCCAUCAACAGGAACACCAGGAUACACUCCAUCAUGGCCCUGGUACACAACAACUCGAACACCGGGAUACACUCCAUCAUGGCCCUGGUACACAACCACUGGAACAUCAGGAUCCACUCCAUCAUGGCCCUGGUACACCACAACUGCAAGCACGCCAGUGAGAACCACGCCAAGUGGGCUGGCAUUGAGACUGGUGAAUUCAUUUAGCAGAUGUGAAGGUCGUGUUGAAGUCUAUUACGCAGGAUCCUGGGGGACAGUGUGUGAUGAUUCUUGGGAUCUCAAUGAUGCAAAUGUUGUGUGCCGGCAGCUUGGAUGUGGAUAUGGUGUUGCAGCAAAGAGCGGUGCCUAUUACGGUCAAGGUUCAGGAAAUAUUGUUCUGGAUGAUGUGAGUUGCAGAGGAUGGGAAUACAGCCUAUGGGACUGUCCUCAUUCAGGAUGGCUCUCUCAUAACUGUGGUCAUUCUGAAGAUGCCGGUGUCAUCUGCUCAGGGCUGGCAUUGAGACUGGUGAAUUCAUUUAGCAGAUGUGAAGGUCGUGUUGAAGUCUAUUAUGCAGGAUCCUGGGGGACAGUGUGUGAUGAUUCUUGGGAUCUCAAUGAUGCAAAUGUUGUGUGCCGGCAGCUUGGAUGUGGAUAUGGUGUUGCAGCAAAGAGCGGUGCCUAUUACGGUCAAGGUUCAGGAAAUAUUGUUCUGGAUGAUGUGAGUUGCAGAGGAUGGGAAUACAGUCUAUGGGACUGUCCUCAUUCAGGAUGGCUCUCUCAUAACUGUGGUCAUUCUGAAGAUGCCGGUGUCAUCUGCUCAGCAGCUGCUGGAUAUACAACAUCUCCAUCAACAGGAACACCAGGAUACACUCCAUCAUGGCCCUGGUACACAACAACUCGAACACCGGGAUACACUCCAUCAUGGCCCUGGUACACAACCACUGCAAAAUAUGCUUGUGGUGGUGUCCUUCAAUAUUCAUCUGGGACAUUUCAAAGCCCGUUCUAUCCUGGGAAUUAUCCAAACAAUGCAGAUUGUGUGUGGGAAAUAGAAGCAGUGAGCAAUUACCGUAUAACACUUUCAUUUAGAGAUAUCUCAACAGAAGGUGGUAGAUGCCAGCAUGAUUAUAUUGAGAUAUAUGAUGGGCCACUCUAUACCUCUCCUUUACUGGGGAAAAUUUGUUAUGGUUCCUAUCUCACAUAUACAUCGUCCUCAAACUUGAUGACAGUUCGAUUUCACAGUGACUCGAGUAUAACAAACAGAGGGUUUCGUGCUGACUAUUACAUCAUUCCAGCAGAUCAGAAUACUGUUCUUCUGUGCUUGCCAGAAUACAUGCAUGCAGUUGUUAAGAGAGCCUAUCUCCUCUCACAAGGCUACAUUGCAGAGAAUGUCAGCUUGAAUGACCCUUAUUGUAAACCAAAGAUUACAACAAAUGAUAUUAUAUUCAACAUCCCAUAUAAUGGCUGUGGCACAAGACGAGAGGGAAACAGCAAUACUAUCAUGUAUUCCAACUUGAUCAAAGCAACCUCUUCUGGUUACAUAAUCAAAAGGGAAAAAGAUCUUCACUUGCAUGUCAACUGCAAAAUGCUCCAAAACACAUGGAAAGAAAUCAUGUAUGUUGCUCAGGAUGUGGCUGAGGAUGUUACUGAGGUCAAUGAAACGCAGUACAGCAGAUAUGACGUGAACAUUUCAUUCUACGAAUCACCAUCCUUCUCACGGCCAGUGUAUGACUCUCCAUACUACGUGAGAUUGAACCAGAAUUUAUUCCUUCAAGCUUCAAUUCACAGCUCUGACCCAAAUCUGGCGUUGUUUUUGGACACAUGUGUGGCAUCACCUGAUCCCAGUAGUGUUACAUCCACGACCUAUGAUAUUAUCAGGAAUGGAUGUGCUAGAGAUCCUACCUACGGUACAUACUAUUCACCCUACAGCUCCACCAUACGCUUCAAAUUUAAUGCCUUCAAGUUUGUUAACCAAUAUUCAUCAGUUUACCUGCAGUUUAAAAUGGUGGUGUGCCGGGUAUAUGAUUAUUCUUCCCGAUGCUACCAGGGCUGCAUACCCAGGUCCAAGCGAGAUACAAGCUCUUACCAAGAAAAAGUGGAUGUUGUUGUUGGGCCAAUUGAGCUUUGGAAAGAAGGCACUGAGAACAGGAAUGCUGAGCUGGACUAUUCUGAACAUCAGGAAGAUGUGGAUUCCCGUGGUUCACUUACCACUACUGCUGGUCAUUCCCAGGCUCCAUUUAUUGUUACGACUGUGGUGCUUGCAGCUGUUAUUUUCACUCUUGUUGGCUUUCUUUUGAAAAGUAAACUGAAGAGACCGAUUCCAUACGAGAUAAUGAAACUAAAUGUCAAGAUUGCAGUGGGGAACAGCUGGGACUGCAAAGCAGCCAAUUGCAGCUCCCUGAUCCUGAGGCUCACCCUAUGCCAGCAGACGAUGGUCCCUAAAGAGCCAUCCCUGGGUCAAGGAUCACUGGAGCAUAGUGGUGCUCUGGCUGUGCCCACUGCCACCCUCUUAAUGUCACCAAAGGUGUGCAAGGAGGAAGAAGAGAUGUUCAACGAUGAUGACUGGAAGCUGAUGGACCCAGCAAAUAAAAAUGCCAGACUGGUGAAUGGAUGGAACAGAUGUGAGGGUCAUGUUGAACUUUAUUACAAAUGAAAUUGGGCAAGGGUUUGUGAUGAAUAAUGGAACACAGAAGCAGGGGUGGUUUGAAGGCAGCCUGGAUGUGGAUAGGGCAUUUCAGCAACAAGAAUUGUAUAUUUUGGUCAGGACUCAAAAAAUAUUCUCCUUGAUUAUCUGCAUUGUGGAGGUAAUGAAUCCUAUCUUUCUACUACUACUACUACUACUACAUGGCUGUCUUCAACAGACUAUUACCACUGUGGUGGCUACCUCUCAGGUUCUUAUGGGACAUUCUCUAGUCCAAACUAUCCUAGUUACUAUCCAAGCAAUGCACGAUGCAUCUGGGAAAUACAAGUGCAAUACAAUGGUUAUGUACAUGUCCAGUUUGACCAUGUUGCACUGGAGCAGGACACUAACUGCACUCACGAUUUUAUUGAAAUCUAUGCGCAAGAGUCAUACACAUCUACUUUGCUGGGAAGAAUAUGUACUGGUGGCUAUCAAGCAUUUACAUCCUAUUCAAACAGAAUGAUGGUUGUGUUUUUGAGCGAUGGCAGUUACCAAAAUACAGGAUUUCAUGCUUCUUAUUAUACUUUCUUCCGAGGGUCAUUUGAACUUUAUUACAAAGGAAAUUGGGCAAGGGUUUGUGAUGAUUACUGGAACACACAAGCGGAGGUUGUUUGCAGGCAGGUUGGAUGUGGAUGAGCCAUUUCAGCAACAAGAAAUGCCUGUUUGGGUCAAGGGUCAAAAAAUGUUCUCCUUGAUUGUCUGCAUUGUGGAGGUAAUGAAUCCUAUCUUUGGGACUGCCUCAGUCUAAGAUGGGACUCAUCUCAUACUACUACUACAACAUGGUGGCCUUCAGGUGUUUUUGAUCUCAGACUGGUGAAUGGCCAGAACAGAUGUGAGGGCCGUGUCGAAAUUUAUGCCAAUGGAACCUGGGGGACAGUGUGUGAUGAUUUGUGGGACAUAAACGAUGCUCAAGUUGUAUGCAGGCAGCUUGGAUGUGGAUGGGCCAUUUCUGCACCAGGAAGUGCCCGAUUUGGUCAAGGCAGAGGAAAUAUUUUCCUGGAUGAUGUGCAGUGCAGAGGAAAUGAACACUUUGUCUGGCAAUGUCAACACAGAGGGUGGGGCAUACACAACUGUGGCCACAGUGAAGAUGCCGGUGUCAUUUGUUCAGAUCCGACGACACCUGUUUCUACUACUACUCCAACAUGGCUGUCUUCAACAGCAAAAUAUACUUGUGGUGGUGUCCUUCAGUCUUCAUCGGGGACAUUUCAAAGUCCGUUCUAUCCUGGGAAUUAUCCAAACAAUGCAGAUUGUGUGUGGGAAAUAGAAGCAGUGAGCAAUUACCGUGUAACACUUUCAUUUAGCGAUAUAGUGACAGAAGGUGGUACAUGCCGGUAUGAUUAUAUUGAGAUAUAUGAUGGGCCACUCUAUACCUCUCCUUUACUGGGGAAAAUUUGUUAUGGUUCCUAUCGCACAUAUACAUCGUCUUCAAACUUGAUGACAGUUCGAUUUCACAGUGAUUCGAGUAUAACAAAGAGAGGGUUCCGUGCUGCCUAUUACACUAUUCCAGCAGAUCAGAAUACUACUCUUCUGUGCUUGCCAGAAUACAUGCAUGCAGUUGUUAACAGAGCCUAUCUCCGCUCACAUGGCUACAAUGCAUGGGAUGUCAGCUUGAAUGACCCUUAUUGUAGACCAAACAUUACAUCAAACUAUGUUAUAUUCAACAUCCCAUACAAUGGCUGUGGCACAAGACGAGAGGGAAACAACAACACUAUCAUCUAUUCCAACUUGAUCAAAGCAAUCUCUUCUGGUUACAUAAUCAAAAGGCAAAAAGAUCUUCACUUGCAUAUCAAUUGCAAAAUGCUCCAAAAUAGAUGGAUAGAAAUAAUGUAUGUUGCAGAGGAUGUUACUGAAGUCAAUGAAACUCAGUACGGCAGAUACAACGUGACCAUUUCAUUUUAUAAAUCAUCAUCCUUCUCAUGGCCAGUGUAUGACUCUCCAUACUACGUUGACUUGAACCAGAAUUUAUUCCUUCAAGCUUCAAUUCACAGCUCUGACCCAAAUCUGGUCUUGUUUUUGGACACGUGUGUUGCAUCACCCGAUCACAAUGAUUUUACAACAGUAACCUAUGACAUUAUCAGGAGCGGGUGUGUUAGAGAUCCUACCUACCUUAGGUACUAUUCACCCUACAGCUCCACCAUACGCUUCAAAUUUAAUGCCUUCAAGUUUAUUAACAACCAUACAUCAGUUUACCUGCAGUUUAAAAUGGUGGUGUGCCGGGUAUAUGAUUAUUCUUCCCGAUGCUACCAGGGCUGCAUACCCAGGUCCAAGAGAGAUACAAGCUCUUACCAAGAAGAAGUGGAUGUUAUUCUUGGGCCUAUUGAGCUUCAGAAAGAUGGCACUAAGAACAGGAAUGCUGAGCUGGACUAUUCUGAACAUCAGGAAGAUGUGGAUUUCCGUGGUUCACUUACUACUACUGCUGGUCAUUCCCAGGCUCCAUUUAUUGUUACGGGUGUGGUGCUUGCAGCUGUUAUUUUCACUCUUGUUGGGUUUCUUUUGAAAAAUAAACUGAGGAGACCGAUUCCAUACGAGAUAAUUUUGAACUGCUUUCAGGAGUUUAUUGAAAUCUAUGAUGGACCCCUGUAUGCAUCCCCCUUACUUGGGAAAAUCUGUAAUGGGUCAAAUCUCAGCUAUGUAUCAUCUUCAAACACACUGACAGUUCUAUUACACAGAGACUCUUAUAACUCAGGAUAUGGGUUUUCUGCUUAUUAUAACUCUAUGUUCCCAGCUCCACCAGGAAAUACAACACAGGGACACAGUACUACAUAUGGAGAUCAGUGUGGUGGCUUCCUCUCAAAUCCAUCUGGGUCACUUUCUAGCCCGUAUUACCCUGGAAACGGUCUCAUCACACAGUGUGUCUGGCAAAUACAAAUAGAAUACAAUCGCAUAGCACUUGUCUUCUCUUAUGUUAGUUUGAACUGCUUUCAGGAGUUUAUUGAAAUCUAUGAUGGACCCCUGUAUGCAUCCCCCUUACUUGGGAAAAUCUGUAAUGGGUCAAAUCUCAGCUAUGUAUCAUCUUCAAACACACUGACAGUUCUAUUACACAGAGACUCUUAUAACUCAGGAUAUGGGUUUUCUGCUUAUUAUAACUCUAUGUUCCCAGCAAUAAAUGGCUCGUGUGGUGGCUACCUUUCCACAGCUUCUGGAUCAUUCUCUAGUCCAUUCUUUCCUGGAAACUAUCCAGUGAAUGUAAAAUGCAUCUGGAGAAUAGAAGUCAAGAACAAUUAUUAUAUCAGACUCAUCUUUAAGCAUCUUGAGCUAGAAGCUUCAUAUAAUUGUGCUUAUGACUUUGUUGAAGUCUAUGAUGGUCCUCUGAAUACAUCUCCUUUACUUGGGAGGAUUUGCGAUGGUUCAAAUUACACAUUUACAUCAUCUUCAAAUACAAUGACUGUUCUGUUUUCAAGUGACUUUAGUUAUACAAGAAGUGGAUUCAGUGCUUACUAUGAUUCGUUUCCAGAAAAGAACAAUGAUACAGCACUGUCAUGUUCUGGACAAUAUAUGCGUGCAGUCAUUAACAGAACCUAUCUGCAGUCAUUGGGCUACAAUGCUUGGGAUGUUUAUCUGAAUGACUCAUCCUGUGGGCCACAACAGAUCACGGAAACCUAUGUUAUAUUCAACAUACCUUUUAAUGGAUGUGGUACAAUAAGACAGGUGAAAAAUAACACUAUCACCUAUUCCAAUGUAAUCAGAACAUCUCCUUCUGGUUAUAUUAUCACAAGGGAAAACGACUUUCAGUUUCAUGUUACCUGCAAAAUGAACCAGGACACAAUGGUAGAAAUAAUGUACGUUGCCAAAGGUGCUAUUGACAUACGUGAAACCCAGCAUGGAAGAUAUGACGUGAAUAUUUCAUUUUAUGAAUCAUCAGAUUUCUCAAAUCCAGUUUACAAUUCCCCAUACUAUGUUGACUUAAACCAGGAUUUAUUCCUGCAAGCCACUCUCUACAGUUCCGAUUCCAACCUGGUGAUUUUUGCAGACACGUGCAUGGCAUCUCCAUAUUCUGAUGACUUCACAAACCUGACUUAUGGUUUAAUCAGGAAUGGAUGUGUAAGAGAUUCCACCUACAGCUCAUACUAUUCACCAAUGGGAUACAUUGUUCGUUUCAAAUUCAGUGCCUUCAAGUUUCUCAACAGACAUGCUGCCAUUUACUUGCAGUGCAAGAUAGUUGUAUGCAGGGCAUACGAUUAUUCUUCUCGAUGCUAUCAGGGAUGUUUAGCGAGGCGCAAGAGGGAUACAAGUCCUUACCAGGAAAAAAUAGAUGUUGUUGUGGGGCCAGUCCAGCGUAAAAAAGAAACCAAUGAGGACAAAAAAUCUGAAACCUGGGGAUCAGUUUGUCAUCAUUCCUAUAACAUGAACGAUGUUGAAGUUGUGUGCAGACAGCUAGGAUGCUCACAGGCCAUUUCAGUAUCAGGAAAUGUCUAUUUUGGUCAAGACACCAGAAGUAGUCUCCUGGAUAAAGUGAAGUGCAAAGGGAAUGAAUCCUACCGGUAGAAGUGCUCUCACAGGGGGUGGUACAAACAUAACUGUGGUCACCAUAAGGUUGAUACGUUCCUGAGGCUGGUGAAUGGGGAGAACGGGUGUGCAGACCGUGUUGAAAUUUAUUACAGCAGAUGCUGGGGACCAGUAUGUGAUGAUGGCUGGGACAGGAGAGAAGCACAGGAGGUGUGCAGACAGCUCAGCUGUGGAAAGGGCAAGGCCAUUUUGGUCAAGGCUCAGGCUGACUUUUUCUGGAUGAUUUGCAUAGAUGAGCAGGCCAUUUCAGCACCAGGAAAUGUUUACUUUGGUCAAGGUUCAAGAAAUAUUCUCCUUGGUGACGUGUAGUACCAAGAGAAUCAAUCCUAUCUUUGGCAAAAAAUGGAACCUCAAAUGAUUUUCACCUGGAUGCUGCUAAUAGGUGCCACUAUCUUGCAUGACCCAGCCUUUUCGGUUUACGCAACCUCAGCCCCACGGAGUAAUUCCAUAUCACUGAGACUGGUGAACGGACAGGACGGGUGUUCUGGUCGCGUUGAAGUCCGCUACAAUGGAAGCUGGGGAACAGUCUGCGAUGAUUUCUGGGACAUAAACGAUGCAGAGGUUGUGUGCAGGCAAAUCGGGUGUGGGCAGGCCAUUGAGGCCCCCGGUAAUGCCCGGUUUGGUGAAGGCUCCGGAAGUAUUCUCCUGGAUGAUGUGGAGUGCAGAGGGAAUGAAUCCUCUCUGUCGCAGUGUUCGCACCGGGGGUGGGGCACACAUAACUGUGCCCACCGUGAGGAUGCCAGUGUCAUCUGCUCAGGUCCAUUAGUGAGACUCAUGAAUGGACAGAACGGGUGUUCCGGUCGCGUUGAAGUCCGCUACAAUGGAAACUGGGGAACAGUCUGUGAUGAUGCCUGGGACAUAAAUGAUGCAAAGGUUGUGUGCAGACAGCUUGGGUGUGGGCAGGCCAUUGAGGCCCCCGGUAAUGCCCGGUUCGGGGAAGGCUCCGGAAGUAUUCUCCUGGAUGACGUGGAGUGCAGAGGGAACGAAUCCUCUCUGUCGCAGUGCUCGCACCGGGGGUGGGGCACACAUAACUGUGCCCACCGUGAGGACGCCGGUGUCAUCUGCUCGGCUCCACCACCUACAACAAGCGAGCCCCUUACAACUGGUCCAUUAGUGAGACUCAUGAAUGGACAGAACGGGUGUUCCGGUCGCGUUGAAGUCCGCUACAAUGGAAACUGGGGAACAGUCUGUGAUGAUGCCUGGGACAUAAAUGAUGCAAAGGUUGUGUGCAGACAGCUCGGGUGUGGGCAGGCCAUUGAGGCCCCCGGUAAUGCCCGGUUCGGGGAAGGCUCCGGAAGUAUUCUCCUGGAUGACGUGGAGUGCAGAGGGAACGAAUCCUCUCUGUCGCAGUGCUCGCACCGGGGGUGGGGCACACAUAACUGUGCCCACCGUGAGGACGCCGGUGUCAUCUGCUCGGCUCCACCACCUACAACAAGCGAGCCCCUUACAACUGGUCCAUUAGUGAGACUCAUGAAUGGACAGAACGGGUGUUCCGGUCGCGUUGAAGUCCGCUACAAUGGAAACUGGGGAACAGUCUGUGAUGAUGCCUGGGACAUAAAUGAUGCAAAGGUUGUGUGCAGACAGCUUGGGUGUGGGCAGGCCAUUGAGGCCCCCGGUAAUGCCCGGUUCGGGGAAGGCUCCGGAAGUAUUCUCCUGGAUGAUGUGGAGUGCAGAGGGAACGAAUCCUCUCUGUCGCAGUGCUCGCACCGGGGGUGGGGCACACAUAACUGUGCCCACCGUGAGGACGCUGGUGUCAUCUGCUCGGCUCCACCACCUACAACAAGCGAGCCCCUUACAACUGGUCCAUUAGUGAGACUCAUGAAUGGACAGAACGGGUGUUCCGGUCGCGUUGAAGUCCGCUACAAUGGAAACUGGGGAACAGUCUGUGAUGAUGCCUGGGACAUAAAUGAUGCAAAGGUUGUGUGCAGACAGCUUGGGUGUGGGCAGGCCAUUGAGGCCCCCGGUAAUGCCCGGUUCGGGGAAGGCUCCGGAAGUAUUCUCCUGGAUGAUGUGGAGUGCAGAGGGAACGAAUCCUCUCUGUCGCAGUGCUCGCACCGGGGGUGGGGCACACAUAACUGUGCCCACCGUGAGGACGCUGGUGUCAUCUGCUCGGCUCCACCACCUACAACAAGCGAGCCCCUUACAACUGGUCCAUUAGUGAGACUCAUGAAUGGACAGAACGGGUGUUCCGGUCGCGUUGAAGUCCGCUACAAUGGAAACUGGGGAACAGUCUGUGAUGAUGCCUGGGACAUAAAUGAUGCAAAGGUUGUGUGCAGACAGCUUGGGUGUGGGCAGGCCAUUGAGGCCCCCGGUAAUGCCCGGUUCGGGGAAGGCUCCGGAAGUAUUCUCCUGGAUGAUGUGGAGUGCAGAGGGAACGAAUCCUCUCUGUCGCAGUGCUCGCACCGGGGGUGGGGCACACAUAACUGUGCCCACCGUGAGGACGCUGGUGUCAUCUGCUCGGCUCCACCACCUACAACAAGCGAGCCCCUUACAACUGGUCCAUUAGUGAGACUCAUGAAUGGACAGAACGGGUGUUCCGGUCGCGUUGAAGUCCGCUACAAUGGAAACUGGGGAACAGUCUGUGAUGAUGCCUGGGACAUAAAUGAUGCAAAGGUUGUGUGCAGACAGCUCGGGUGUGGGCAGGCCAUUGAGGCCCCCGGUAAUGCCCGGUUCGGGGAAGGCUCCGGAAGUAUUCUCCUGGAUGACGUGGAGUGCAGAGGGAACGAAUCCUCUCUGUCGCAGUGCUCGCACCGGGGGUGGGGCACACAUAACUGUGCCCACCGUGAGGACGCCGGUGUCAUCUGCUCGGCUCCACCACCUACAACAAGCGAGCCCCUUACAACUGGUCCAUUAGUGAGACUCAUGAAUGGACAGAACGGGUGUUCCGGUCGCGUUGAAGUCCGCUACAAUGGAAACUGGGGAACAGUCUGUGAUGAUGCCUGGGACAUAAAUGAUGCAAAGGUUGUGUGCAGACAGCUUGGGUGUGGGCAGGCCAUUGAGGCCCCCGGUAAUGCCCGGUUCGGGGAAGGCUCCGGAAGUAUUCUCCUGGAUGAUGUGGAGUGCAGAGGGAACGAAUCCUCUCUGUCGCAGUGCUCGCACCGGGGGUGGGGCACACAUAACUGUGCCCACCGUGAGGACGCUGGUGUCAUCUGCUCGGCUCCACCACCUACAACAAGCGAGCCCCUUACAACUGGUCCAUUAGUGAGACUCAUGAAUGGACAGAACGGGUGUUCCGGUCGCGUUGAAGUCCGCUACAAUGGAAACUGGGGAACAGUCUGUGAUGAUGCCUGGGACAUAAAUGAUGCAAAGGUUGUGUGCAGACAGCUUGGGUGUGGGCAGGCCAUUGAGGCCCCCGGUAAUGCCCGGUUCGGGGAAGGCUCCGGAAGUAUUCUCCUGGAUGAUGUGGAGUGCAGAGGGAACGAAUCCUCUCUGUCGCAGUGCUCGCACCGGGGGUGGGGCACACAUAACUGUGCCCACCGUGAGGACGCUGGUGUCAUCUGCUCGGCUCCACCACCUACAACAAGCGAGCCCCUUACAACUGGUCCAUUAGUGAGACUCAUGAAUGGACAGAACGGGUGUUCCGGUCGCGUUGAAGUCCGCUACAAUGGAAACUGGGGAACAGUCUGUGAUGAUGCCUGGGACAUAAAUGAUGCAAAGGUUGUGUGCAGACAGCUUGGGUGUGGGCAGGCCAUUGAGGCCCCCGGUAAUGCCCGGUUCGGGGAAGGCUCCGGAAGUAUUCUCCUGGAUGAUGUGGAGUGCAGAGGGAACGAAUCCUCUCUGUCGCAGUGCUCGCACCGGGGGUGGGGCACACAUAACUGUGCCCACCGUGAGGACGCUGGUGUCAUCUGCUCGGCUCCACCACCUACAACAAGCGAGCCCCUUACAACUGGUCCAUUAGUGAGACUCAUGAAUGGACAGAACGGGUGUUCCGGUCGCGUUGAAGUCCGCUACAAUGGAAACUGGGGAACAGUCUGUGAUGAUGCCUGGGACAUAAAUGAUGCAAAGGUUGUGUGCAGACAGCUUGGGUGUGGGCAGGCCAUUGAGGCCCCCGGUAAUGCCCGGUUCGGGGAAGGCUCCGGAAGUAUUCUCCUGGAUGAUGUGGAGUGCAGAGGGAACGAAUCCUCUCUGUCGCAGUGCUCGCACCGGGGGUGGGGCACACAUAACUGUGCCCACCGUGAGGACGCUGGUGUCAUCUGCUCGGCUCCACCACCUACAACAAGCGAGCCCCUUACAACUGGUCCAUUAGUGAGACUCAUGAAUGGACAGAACGGGUGUUCCGGUCGCGUUGAAGUCCGCUACAAUGGAAACUGGGGAACAGUCUGUGAUGAUGCCUGGGACAUAAAUGAUGCAAAGGUUGUGUGCAGACAGCUCGGGUGUGGGCAGGCCAUUGAGGCCCCCGGUAAUGCCCGGUUCGGGGAAGGCUCCGGAAGUAUUCUCCUGGAUGACGUGGAGUGCAGAGGGAACGAAUCCUCUCUGUCGCAGUGCUCGCACCGGGGGUGGGGCACACAUAACUGUGCCCACCGUGAGGACGCCGGUGUCAUCUGCUCGGCUCCACCACCUACAACAAGCGAGCCCCUUACAACUGGUCCAUUAGUGAGACUCAUGAAUGGACAGAACGGGUGUUCCGGUCGCGUUGAAGUCCGCUACAAUGGAAACUGGGGAACAGUCUGUGAUGAUGCCUGGGACAUAAAUGAUGCAAAGGUUGUGUGCAGACAGCUUGGGUGUGGGCAGGCCAUUGAGGCCCCCGGUAAUGCCCGGUUCGGGGAAGGCUCCGGAAGUAUUCUCCUGGAUGAUGUGGAGUGCAGAGGGAACGAAUCCUCUCUGUCGCAGUGCUCGCACCGGGGGUGGGGCACACAUAACUGUGCCCACCGUGAGGACGCUGGUGUCAUCUGCUCGGCUCCACCACCUACAACAAGCGAGCCCCUUACAACUGGUCCAUUAGUGAGACUCAUGAAUGGACAGAACGGGUGUUCCGGUCGCGUUGAAGUCCGCUACAAUGGAAACUGGGGAACAGUCUGUGAUGAUGCCUGGGACAUAAAUGAUGCAAAGGUUGUGUGCAGACAGCUCGGGUGUGGGCAGGCCAUUGAGGCCCCCGGUAAUGCCCGGUUCGGGGAAGGCUCCGGAAGUAUUCUCCUGGAUGACGUGGAGUGCAGAGGGAACGAAUCCUCUCUGUCGCAGUGCUCGCACCGGGGGUGGGGCACACAUAACUGUGCCCACCGUGAGGACGCCGGUGUCAUCUGCUCGGCUCCACCACCUACAACAAGCGAGCCCCUUACAACUGGUCCAUUAGUGAGACUCAUGAAUGGACAGAACGGGUGUUCCGGUCGCGUUGAAGUCCGCUACAAUGGAAACUGGGGAACAGUCUGUGAUGAUGCCUGGGACAUAAAUGAUGCAAAGGUUGUGUGCAGACAGCUUGGGUGUGGGCAGGCCAUUGAGGCCCCCGGUAAUGCCCGGUUCGGGGAAGGCUCCGGAAGUAUUCUCCUGGAUGAUGUGGAGUGCAGAGGGAACGAAUCCUCUCUGUCGCAGUGCUCGCACCGGGGGUGGGGCACACAUAACUGUGCCCACCGUGAGGACGCUGGUGUCAUCUGCUCGGCUCCACCACCUACAACAAGCGAGCCCCUUACAACUGGUCCAUUAGUGAGACUCAUGAAUGGACAGAACGGGUGUUCCGGUCGCAUUGAAGUCCGCUACAAUGGAAACUGGGGAACAGUCUGUGAUGAUGCCUGGGACAUAAAUGAUGCAAAGGUUGUGUGCAGACAGCUCGGGUGUGGGCAGGCCAUUGAGGCCCCCGGUAAUGCCCGGUUCGGGGAAGGCUCCGGAAGUAUUCUCCUGGAUGACGUGGAGUGCAGAGGGAACGAAUCCUCUCUGUCGCAGUGCUCGCACCGGGGGUGGGGCACACAUAACUGUGCCCACCGUGAGGACGCCGGUGUCAUCUGCUCGGCUCCACCACCUACAACAAGCGAGCCCCUUACAACUGGUCCAUUAGUGAGACUCAUGAAUGGACAGAACGGGUGUUCCGGUCGCGUUGAAGUCCGCUACAAUGGAAACUGGGGAACAGUCUGUGAUGAUGCCUGGGACAUAAAUGAUGCAAAGGUUGUGUGCAGACAGCUCGGGUGUGGGCAGGCCAUUGAGGCCCCCGGUAAUGCCCGGUUCGGGGAAGGAUCCGGAAGUAUUCUCCUGGAUGAUGUGGAGUGCAGAGGGAACGAAUCCUCUCUGUCGCAGUGCUCGCACCGGGGGUGGGGCACACAUAACUGUGCCCACCGUGAGGACGCCGGUGUCAUCUGCUCGGCUCCACCACCUACAACAAGCGAGCCCCUUACAACUGUUUCUUCACAUACCAUACAGGAGCCCAUUACCACAUUUCCUGCAUCCAAAACAACAGCUUCUGUGGAUAACACGACACCGGAAAGAGAGAACUCCUUUUCAUCCACCUCUGCACCAGAGACUGCUAGGGCAAUAUCUACCCCAGAAUCACGGACUACACCUAAUGAAGCUUCUGUGGAUAACACGACACCGGAAAGAGAGAACUCCUUUUCAUCCACUUUUACGCCAGAGAGCACUGGAGCAAUAUCAACCCCACAACCAGAGAAUAGAGCUAAUGAAGGUAAGGGAAAUUGGAGUGUGAACAUAUGCUAAGAAAAAAUGCUAGAAUAAGUUAUACAGUUA